This is a messenger RNA of Capronia epimyces CBS 606.96, 642 nucleotides long. RefSeq lists its product as uncharacterized. The record is from RefSeq and is a predicted model, not a curated record. Gene Ontology annotation, cellular component: cytoplasm. Gene Ontology annotation, molecular function: 2-oxoglutarate-dependent dioxygenase activity. The transcript is spliced from 4 exons. Bases 1 to 642 code for a protein of 213 amino acids. NCBI's taxonomy places the organism in Eukaryota, Fungi, Ascomycota, Eurotiomycetes, Chaetothyriales, Herpotrichiellaceae.
AUGUCGACCACCACCGAGCAGCCACGACGUCCUCUCCAAUACUCGGGUUCCCUAGAUGGUUACCAAUCCUUUGACCUCACCCCGGUCAUUGGGAGGGAGUUUCCCACUCUACAGCUGAGUUCGCUGCUUGGGGACGAUCGCAAGAUCCGGGACUUGGCCAUUUUAGUGUCUCAACGGGGGGUUCUGUUCUUCAGGAAUCAGGACUUACAGCUGAACGACCAGAAGGUCCUGGGCCAGAAGCUGGGAGAGCUCACCGGCAAGCCGAAAACCUCCAAGCUUCACCGCCACGCCCUGGUAGACAAGAAAUCGCAAUCACCCAUCGAUGGAGAGAAGAAAGCCGACGAGGAGGUCAUGGUGAUUUCUUCCGCCAGUGCCAAAAACUCCCAUGAGGCGCACAAGUCCAGCUUGAAGCCUUUGGCCAGCACAUUAUGGCAUGCCGACAUCACGUUCGAGCAUGUUCCUUCAGACUAUGCCAUCCUGAAGAUGGUCGUCCUCCCAGAGUCUGGAGGGGAUACCAUCUGGGCGUCCGGGUACGAAGCAUAUGAUCGGCUGUCUCCGGCCUGGAAACGCUUCGCCGAGUCGUUGACGGCCACUCACCGCAAUGUACGUCUCAUGGAACGAAAGGCGAUGUGCAUCGACUAA